CACCAGGCACCUCCAGCUCAAUGCCCACCGAGUCAUCGACCUCAGACCGAACAUAGAUGGAGCAUCUGAGAUGGGGUCCCCAGAUGGAAAGGCUCAUGUGUUGGGGUUUUGUGUGUACGAGUGCAGGCAGAGGGAUUGCUUGGUCAUGGUUGCAGCCAAUGAGAGGAAUGUUACUGCUUGGGAAGAUUAUUCUUGUGGUGGCUUGCUUUCCUCUUCAUCUGGGACAUUACAAAGUCCACUUUACCCCAGAAAUUAUCCAAACAAUGCCAACUGUGUUUGGGAAAUAGAAGUCAACAGCAACUUCCGUGUCACACUCACAUUUAGAGAUGUUCAGAUGGAAGGUGGCAGAUGCCUGUCUGACUAUAUAGAAGUUUAUGAUGGGCCACUCCGUACCUCUCCUCUCCUUGGGAAAUUUUGUUCCGGUUCUUUUCGCACAUACACGUCUUCCUCAAACCUGCUGACUGUACAGUUUUACAGUAACUCUCGAUACACGUACAGAGGGUUUCAAGCUGACUAUUAUUCCACUCCAGCAGAUCAGAGCACUACACUGGUGUGUUUGCCAGACUACAUGCGUGCAGUUGUGAGCAGAUACUACCUUCAGUCACAAGGUUACUCAGCUUGGAAUCUCUCCUUGAAUGACCCCUCUUGCAAACCCAACAUUACAUCAGACUCCGUUAUAUUCGACAUACCAUACACUCGCUGUGGCACUGUGAGAGAGGGAAACAACAAUACAAUAAUCUAUUCCAACAUUAUUAGAGGAUCCUCUUCUGGUACUGUAAUCACAAGAAAUAAAAAUCUCCACUUGCAUAUCAACUGCAAAAUGCUCCAGAACACAUGGGCACAAACAAUGUAUAUUGCGGAGGACAAUUUUGAUGUCAAUGAAACGCAGUAUGGCAGAUAUGAUGUAAACCUCACGUUUUAUCAUUCUUCAUCCUUCUCAUGGCCAGUGACUGACUCACCAUAUUACGUUGAUAUCAAUCAGAAUUUGUUCCUUGAAGCUUACCUGCACAGCUCUGAUUCAAACCUGGUCUUGUUUUUGGACACAUGUGUGGCGUCUCCCACUCCCCACAAUUUUACGACAGUAACUUACGACUUGAUCAGGAGUGGGUGUGUUCGAGAUCCUACCUACGCUACAUAUUACUCACCCUACAGACACGUGCUCCGGUUUAAAUUCAACGCCUUCCAGUUUAUUCGUUACAACCCAUUGGUUUACCUACAGUGUGAACUAGUGGUGUGCAGGGCCUAUGACUAUUCUUCCAGAUGCUACCAAGGCUGUAUUACUAGGUCCAAGAGAGAGGCCAGCUCUGGCCAAGAAAGUGUGACCAUUGUUGCUGGUCCAAUACAGCUUCGGGAAGAUGAACCACAGGUGUUUCUCUGCCCGUACGUGUGCUUGAAACACAAAUAUGAUGAGAUAUAUCAGACUGGAAUUCAGUACCACAGCUACAAGUACCAUGACACAAAGUACCACCAUGACAAUGUCUACAG
Messenger RNA from Eurypyga helias (sunbittern), 1485 nucleotides. RefSeq names its product deleted in malignant brain tumors 1 protein-like. The record is from RefSeq and is a predicted model, not a curated record. The transcript is spliced from 9 exons. NCBI's taxonomy places the organism in Eukaryota, Metazoa, Chordata, Aves, Eurypygiformes, Eurypygidae. The annotation marks the transcript as partial. Gene Ontology annotation, cellular component: cell surface.